Molecule: messenger RNA, 2421 nt
Organism: Daphnia pulex (common water flea)
Lineage: Eukaryota; Metazoa; Arthropoda; Branchiopoda; Diplostraca; Daphniidae
Exons: 7
Coding region: 1-2421 (806 amino acids)
Biological process (GO): resolution of meiotic recombination intermediates
Molecular function (GO): single-stranded DNA 3'-5' DNA exonuclease activity; single-stranded DNA binding
Source: RefSeq, a predicted model, not a curated record
AUGAGAACUAUUAUUCAUAAUUUGAAGAAAGUUACUCAAAAGAAGCAGAAACAGUAUGAGGGUCGCAUGUGCGAAUUCUGUUCCGGAAUCCACGUUUUCAAAAGUUCAGCCGAAAUAACAAAUCAUUUGCAAAAAGAACAUUCAAAUCAAUUUGGCAAAUGUGUUGAAGAGUACUACACAAACGCUGACUUGUUGUCAGAUGAAAAGGUUCAACAAGUACUCGAGAAAAUGAGACACCAACUACUUGGACAAGAAACUUUUGUUGUUUUUUUGAUUCCAGAGUUAAAGGAAAUGCUGGACAAUUUAAUUACUGAAAUUGAAACAACUAGAAGUGGUGGUUUUUUACAGGCCACUGGUAACAGUCGCAGUCGCCACACUUCCAGCCCUCAGAGCAGCACCAGCAGGAACGGGAUGAUUGCAGAGGAGAAUCCCGUAGCCAACGCAGUCGCUUCAACGAGCACUUCUCGUCGCCCGCUAUCGAUCACCUCGCCGUCGCCAUCACCGUCACCUGGUUAUCGACAGAGUUCAGAACCGCCCGGCAACCCUAAAUUCCAAGGCCAAGCGCAGAAGAAUUCCGGGCGAGACCAGAGAAGGGAAGGACUCUUUGAUGAAAGAUCUCAGGACUCUUACCAGUCCGAUGAAAGACCCCAAUCCGGCCGUGGUGGAUACUCUUUAAACGAACGUCCUUCGCUGCCCAACAAAAACUAUUCGCUUCCACUUAGUUUCAAGAAAAAACACGAAGAGAAUCGCCUGCAACAAACACAACAAGAUCAGGUUCCUCGAACGGCCGUUCAUCCGAGUCCUAUCGAAACCGAAUUGGAUAGCGGUUCACGUACUUCUGUCAACAUUUCCGGAGCCCCAGCAGUUCGACCAUCGUUGCCUCAUCCUUUCCAACGAUCUUCGCCUCAUGUCUCCAGCAUACAGCCGCAGCAUCCACCGCAACAACAUCAUCGACCAGGGUCUGUAGGCGGUGACAAACCGAUCGGAGGCCAAGGGCGGUAUCAGCAAGUAACAGGAUUCGCUACCAAAGCAAUGCCACUGGAAAUGGGUAAGAGCGGACCACCACGAAUGUCUGUUCAAGGGCUGUUCCAGCUGCCAAUUGGACCACCACCGUCGAGGGAACAAUCUUGCCUUUCCUCUUCUCCUAGGCGAAGUGAUUUUACGGCUCCUUCAGCCUACUUGUACGACGGAUCGUCCAUUCCUCAUCAGCAGGAUAAUAACCGUGGCACCGGUGACGUGGCAAAUCGUUCAUAUAAUCAAACCACAGAAAGCGAUAAAUAUGAUGAAUGCGAUGAAUAUGAUGAAUGCGAUGAAUGCGAUGAAUAUGAUGAAUGCGAUGAAUAUGAUGAAUGCGAAAAACUAUUCAGAAAGGAACUAGAAUAUUCAGUAAGGAAUGAAACUUACGGUGACGAUGACGACUACACCAUCACCAACGCACACGAAAAUUCUUUCCACACUCAACCAACACUAAGAGACCCAUCGAAAAAAGUGUCUAUUAGAAAUUUGAUACUUGAUCCACAACUUUCAGAAGGCGAUUUCGUUAACCUAACUGUUUUAGUAGCUGAAGUGGGUCCAAUUUUGGAUUUAAAGGUCAACGAUCGCAAAGCCCGACGCCAGGAGAUUAAAUUCGUCGAUCAAUCAGAUAAAGACAUGUUCAUAUCAUUGUUCUUGUGGGAUUCUGUUUGUCAAGCGUACACAAUGGAAUGGGAACCCUUUGCUACCGUUAUUCAACUAACCGACGUGAUACUGCAGGUGGACAAGAACAUGAACCGCAAGUUUUUGGACACAACAUCCAGCACUAUAAUGACGAUCGAUCCAAAUACGGAAGAGGGUUAUCAAUUGGCCAACUAUGCAACUGAGCUCAAUCCGGAGGAACUGAUGAACGCUUUCCCUCAGCAAAUCCAACCAGAACAAUUCUUCCGUAACAAGGCUAUCAAACAAGGGAAUGUUGCUGCUCUGGGUGAUUUUAUUAGUCGAAUUAGUCCCGGCAACGUCGAGCAAGCUGUUCUUCUUCAUGUCAUGAUUAUGACAUUUAAUUUGGAUCAAGCAAUCAGCGUCAAAUGUGGGCAUUGCGGGAACCGGAUUGGAUAUUUUGAUCAGGAUUUCGUGCAGCAGUGCGUCAACAAAACAUGUCGCAAUAUUAGAUCAAACGACGAGUAUUACUUUGAUUUCAACAUUUCCAUUGGCGACUCGACCGGAUCGAUGAAGUGGUUGCGCAUUUCUGGCGACUUUGCUGUUCAAAUAUUCGGUCAAAUUACGCCGGAGCUCUUUAUUUCGAUGUCGGACGAAUAUAAGAGGGAAUUGAUUGAUCGUUUUUUGUUCGAGUUCUACGAGAUUGGAAUUCAGAUUGAGCAUCGAGCUAAUGGAACCAAAGAACUAGAUGUAAUUCAUUUGGAACCAGUCUUUUUCGCCAAGCCAUAA